CAUGACGAGGCUGCAGACGGAUCACCUGAGACGUUCUGCCCUGUCUCAAUCACUGUAUGCUGUUCGGCGCAGCACGACAGCCAUAUACGCCAGGGGACAAUGUGAGCUGUACCAUCAACCUAAUUUUUUGCAGAAAUACUCGAACAAAACUGAGCUGCAGACCCAGGCGGCGGUUUUCCAGAAACGCCUCUCCAACUAUUGGCGAACCAUGGCGGAGCUGUUCGCACUCGGUGUGACGCACGUCUCACAGAUGUUUGUUCCCCUCGCAUUCGAACAGAUGGGUAACCACACGAGUGAUCAGCGACUCCACACUUGGAUUAAGGAUGUGGAACAUGUGAAAGACAUGCUGCACACGAAAUUAAUUGGAUGGGUACAUGAUGCGCAAUCCGUCAGCAAACAGAUAGCGCACUACAAGAUAGAAGAGGACAACGACAGGCCUGGGUAUCUUAUAUUAAGGCGGCCGCUGUUGAAUGAUGGCCUACUGCUGUACCAGCUGUGGUUCCUUUCCUUUUGUGAUGACUUAAGUGUGCUAUGUGAGAAGCGGCAGCCAGAGGCAUCACAAAUGUUCGGUCUCGCCGACGCGCUGUACACCUUCUAUCAUAGCAGCUGGUAUAGUAAAGCAUCGGAGUUCAAUCAACGCUACGGAUAUUAUAAUACUGGGGAUAAGGACUGGCAGUUGGAAGAUAGAAGCAACACUACACUCUCUGUGGACACUGACUGCCUGCAGCUGCUGGCAAACACCCUGGACCACCCCACUUGUCCACUGGAAGACCUACCAUUCAAAGCCAUUAAGCAGUGCCGUGUGCAGCUUUGGCAUGACAUGGUGCAGAGGACGCCCCACCUACCUGUGACCAGCUACCUGGCCUACACGCAGAGGGCAAAUGUCAAUUUCUGUCUACUGGCCUGGAUGACAGUCAACUCGUUCAGCAUUUGUCAGGACAUCCCAUUUAGUAUUAUACAGUCCGUGCAUGAUGCUUACUGUUAUUUCGAUAGUCCUGAUGACCAAUCGUGUUUAGAAUACAAUGCUACAGAUUCCAUCUGUUCUGUUUCUAGAGCUUUUCUUUUGCUGAAGUGUCGUGAUUUUUCCUCCUUUAUACCUUCCAAGACUAGUAGCUUGUAUCUUUACCCAGAUGGAUCAUACUCAGAAACGUUUAAAACAACAAACUUAUUCAACCACACUAAGUAUCACAAGCCAACAGAAAAAACACUGAACUAUAAAAACAGUUUAAACAGCGCCACACUGAAAUACAAGGAUUUCAAAAUUGUCAGCUUAAAGUCUUUAGAAAUCACAUUUAUAUUGGUAAAUAUUAUUUUCCGCUUUUCGACUGCUGGAAUAUACAUGUACUUUACCCACCUAUGUAAUUUGCCUGGAAAGAUAUUCCUGUCUUUUCAGAUCACGUGUAUAAUCCAGAUCCUGUGCUCUGAGAUAUUGUAUCGUAUGGCAGGUGUCCCUAACUUAUCUACAGCAGUGCUGAUAGAUAGCGCCCUCACACUUCUCAGCUGUAUCUGGCUAAACUCAUUCUGCUACCAAAUGUAUGCUUGUGUUCGUCAUCUCAGGCUUCCUAAUGACCUACUACCAGAUGAAGCAAGCAAUUUAUUCCGUCGUCAGGUGCUGUAUGUGUUAAUACCAUGGACUGUAAUAUGUGUGGCAACUAUUGCUUUUGAAACAACGAGCAAAUAUUAUCUGAUCCAUAGUCGUAUAGUAUUCCUUGUGGCGAUUUCAGUGUCAGUGGCUUUCAAUUUAGUUUGUCUUGGACUGGUGGGUUACAUGUACCUACGUACUUGGUAUUCCAUGCGGCAACUCAGAGUAAUUGGGAACAGUAAAUUUGCUACAAAGAAACAAACUCUUUUUAUGUCAUUUAAGGCUAUUAUCAUAAGUGGUAUAGGUAUUGUAACUAGGCUUGGGUUCCACCAGGUACAAGGAAUAGCACAGUUCGUGUACUACGUACAUAUAGCUACGAUGGUGCAAGGACCAGUGCUGUUUGUCUGUUUCGUUUGUAAUGGAACGACACUACCUAUAGUGAAAAACAGGCUACUACAGUGGUGGAAUCCAACUAUCUUGCAUCCAGAGCAAGAGCUGUGUUCAGCUGCUGAGAGGAAUCUGGCAAGGAGAAACAAUGAACUCUCUCUGGCUGCAGAAUCCUCACUGUAGUCCGUUUGAAUUUUUUUCUCAAAUGACGGUCUUCACUGUAGACUGAACUAAGCCCAGCAAUGAGGUGUAGAUAUAGAAUCUACCUGCUAUAACAAAAUUAAAUGCGACUGAUAUUGUACAACCAACACCUGUGUUAUAUUUCUUCUUUAUUUGUAAGUGUGUGCUUAUUUGUAAAUUGUAGCCUCUGUCAUACUAUUUUAAUGCACCGAGAUUACUUAUUAAAAUUGGUGGGAAAUGCUUUGUGUACACAAACAUCUUGAUAUUGUAGGACAGGCAUUUCACAAGAAGGUGUGGGUCACAUUAUUGCUUUGCUUGGCUAUCAGAAGAUGGAAACCCCGGAUGCUGACUCCAGAAAUGAAAGCGCACAGACUUGAAAUUUGCCAAGAACUCUUCUUCAUAUGAGAAUGAAGGCCAACGCCUUUCUCCAUUCAAUUGUGACAGGAGACAAAACGUCAGUCUGUGGAAUAUUAACACAAAGAUUCACCCCAAAGAAAGAAAUUCAAGAUGCAGUCCUCAGCUGGAAAAAUCAUGGCCACUGUGUUCUGGGACGCAGAUGGUUUUAUUCAUGUUGAUUUUCUUGAUCAUGGAACAACAAUAAAUUUAGUGUGUUGCAUCACAAUGCUGUGAACUCUGAAAUGAUCCAAAAGGAAAAGGGAAAUGUUUUUUUGCAGCAUGACAAUGCCAAACCACACACUUCAUGUGCCACCACAGCAAAACUUCAGACACAGAUGGUGCUAAAUCUGGACUACAUGGAGGAUGAUGUAUAGUUGUGAGAUUUUGACUUCCAUCUGUUCCCGAUAAUGAAAGAUGGUCUGCGGGAACAUCAUUAUGCUUCUGAUGAAGACGCUAAGAGAACUGUGAGACUGUGGUUGCGGAAACAGCGUGUCGACUUCUUCCGUGAUGGCUUCAGAGAACUUGUUCAUAGUUGGCGGUAAUGUAUCCAAUUGACUGGUGCUCAUGUGGAAAAAAAGAAUAUUGGUCAUUAAAGAUCACUUUCUAAGGAUUAUUUCUGCAUUUGAUUUAUUAACCCUCUAUGGACGACCUCGACAAAUUUGUAACGCUUAAAAUAUAUUAUUGUACCUGCACAGCGCGAAGCUUUUCCUCGCAGGUGACAAGCUUAGCAGAUUCAUAGUGCUUCAGACUACAACUAUUGGAAGUGGCGAUGCACUCAGGAAAUUUUUUCAACUACGUGAACAGCUGCACGUUGGGAAUUUGGUCGUGUGCACUUUAGCUGUCUAUAUUUAUUACAAUUGGUGUUGAAAAACUUAAUUUAUCAACUGUAUGUCAAUAUUGUGUGAUAGAUGUUACUUUGAGGUACAUCUGGAUAAAAACAAUUACCAUAACAAUUGCUGCCAGAAUCUGAGAGCUUAUGUUUUAAAUGUUACAAAUUUGUCAACUCAGGCACUUGUACGGAAACUGUUGUUCUUUCUAGACAAUGAAUACUGCAGCAUUUUAUAGGAAGAAUUAGGGUGUUGUGGAACAUUGUAAUGGAUCUGGGAGAUGUGUUAUUUUCUACCGGAUUUGUCGAUACCAAAUCUAAUGAGGGAGGUUGUAAAUGUUUUCUUAUAUUUUUGUCAGAAUAUUUUUUGUGAAUUGUAAUUUGCCUUAUUUUAUGCUAAUUUGCUAACAUGUUCGAGAGUGACAGCAUAUUGAUUAAUAUUAGUAGAUGUGACGAAUAAUAUCAAAGAGACUGGCUACAAGUGGAAGCUUGUGUGUUGUGUGAAAUGUCUUUGACACUGGAGUCGUCUUUGGCCGUAGUCAGUCGUCAGUGAACACUCUGUGUGUGAUGGUGGAACAAUGUACGGGUCCCCAAUAUAAUAAUUUGCAAGUGUCCAGCAAAAAUGAGUUAUUCUACUACUUUUUUAAUAUAAACAUCAAGAAGGAAGCACAUUCAGAAAAAUGGUAUUUGAAGCACCACAAAUGAGGCAAACGCAUUGAACCAGGACAUUUCCGCAGCCAACGAAACAGCGUUAUGGAAUCAUACUUUCACUAGACGACUGAAGCCAACACAAAAAAGUCAAAUAUCAUCUUAUAAACAUCCACAGAAACGUGAGUACUGUCAUGAAAUACGCUAAAUUCAAGUAUAUAAAAAAAGUGAGCAUAUUUCAGCAUGUAGCUGGUGGAGGGAGAGUGAGGACAGUUGGCCGAGUGCCUCUUGUAGCGAUAAUGACGAGGAUUAUGUACCAACAGGUUGGGAAUCUGUGUCCAGUUGUUCUAAAAAUGGUAUGGUCUUUACUUUUAUCACUUGGUUGCACUAUAGUAAUAUGUACAGCUUUAGGACACUAAACUAUGUAUUAUAUUUAUAACUGCCAGGUAUCAGUGAUGAGGAUGACACCAAUGUUCCUGACGCAGACAACAUUUCGGCUCCUUCUUCAACAUGUGCAUCCAAUAAGCAAAGACCAGUUUGGAGAAACAUUAGCGAAGACAAUAGUGCUCGUGACAUACCACAGUGGCUAGGCUCCAUCCCUGAAUCCGCUGCAAUCAAGAAACCACUGGAUUAUUUCAAACACUUCUUUGACAGUCAACUAUUGGAACAUAUAACGCAACAAUCAAACUUUUACUGUGUUCAGAAGAAUCCAACUACAGCUCUCCAACUGUCAGUGAACUGGAACAAUUUAUUGGAACGGUGUUUCAUGUCACUUGUCACUUGUAACAGAACCUUUUAAAGGCUUUAUUAUAACGAAGUACGCGAUACCCUCCUAAUUCAAUCCGUUUAACUAGCAAUUAUAAUAGAAAAGUAACUGUGUAUGUUAGCAAUGAUUGCAUAACAUGUCUACAUUAACAGUCAACCCAUUAAAAUAUAAUUAAUAACUGACCCACACAAUGACAUCUGCUGUAUCAGUGUUCUAGUGAUGUUAACUUUUAUGUAAAAACACUAUAUUCAACUGAAGUUAUUAAUAUGAAAUACGAAUAAUAUUGGUCAACUUAUGUAUUUUGGAUCUCCCUAAAUAAAAAUUACCCAGUGAAACCUAUUUAUUCAGUAGGAGAGUUUUCGAUCACUAUUCACGUAACCAUGUCUAUUUUAAACAAGAACCACUGCAAUUUUUAAUAAUUCACGCUAUUUACUAAUGUAUGCAAAUGAGAGAAGUCAAUAGAUGUACCUUUGAAAAACGGCCAUUUUGCAACAAAGAAUUGUUUAGACAAGUUGACAAAUCUGUGUCAUUUUAAUGACCUGUUAAAUUAUGUCACUCAAUGUAAAUUAAUAUCUUUUUUGCACAAAUUACGAUAACAGAUGGAUGCCUGACUUAUAACCUCGUCAAAAAACUACUAAGAAGAGAUGUGAUUUAUAAAUACAAGCAGCAAGAAGCCUCGUCAGCUCAGUCUAGAUAGAACUUUUGUAAAUGUGUAUGUUGUUGUCUUAUGUGGGAAAAGAAGUGUUACUCUGUACUGUGACAACGUCUUUGGGUGGUCAGCGGAGUUAAGAUGGUUACCAUGCCAAUAAAGUUCACUUAUGCUGUCAUUCAUUAUUUAUCAACAAGCACAUCAACAACACAGGACCUCAUCCUUUUACCGCUAGGCGAAUACAUAUAGAGUCAACAUUAACAUCAAGAUACAGCAGUAGCAGCAACUACUACAAUACAACUUAAUGGCGCCAACCCAAUUCUCUACCUCAAGUGCUAACAAGCUUCGUAUAUUUAAGUGAUAUCGUGCGAAUAUAGGAAUAUCAAUGAUUGGGCAACCAUUAUACACUGUACCACGUAUAUGAAUGUAUUUGUCCAGCUUAUUUGGCGUCUUACAUAUCGGACGUGAUCAGUCAAGACUGGUGGGAAGACAUAAAAUCUAAUCUCCAUUUCAAUGACAACACCAGAAUGACUGAUUCAGAAGGUACUUGCAAAGACAAACUUUUCAAGAUUAGGCCAUUGAUAAGUCGAUAAGUCGUCUGCUUGAAAAAUUCAACAAACUACCUACUGAUAAGAUGGUGUGUGUCGAUGAGCAGAUGGUACCCUUCAAACGAAUGUCUAGUUUGAAACAAUAUAUGCCAAAAAAGCCUCACAAGUGGGGUUAUAAAAUAUAUAUUUCAUGCGACAACAAAGGAAUUGUGUACAAUUUCGAAGUGUAUUGUGGGAAAUGUGAUCCACUGGAAGGAAUGGAAAAUUUAGGGGCUAACGCCAAUGUUGUUACGCAUCUUUGUUGUGGAAUAACCUUACAAAGAAACCAUUUGUUAUAUUUUGACAACUGGUUUACGACAAUACCACUGCUUACAGAGCUUGCACGCAUGAAAACUUUUUGUCUGGGCACAGUUAGAGCCAAUAGAUUACCUGGAUGUGUGCUGACAACUUAAAAAAAAGAAGAGGUGCAUACGGUGAACGAGAGGCAGAUAUUGAUAUGUGUGAGAGUCGAUGAUAUGUGUGAGAGUUGUCAAAUGGUUUGACAACAGAUCUGUAGUAUUUGCCUUUACUUUUUCUGCUGCAGAACCGAUAAGUAAGGUGAAACGAUGGGAUAAAAAGAGCAAAGCAAAGGUUGAAGUCGACUGCCCGUCAAUAAUUCUUCUUUACAACCAAUUUAUGGGAGGAGUAGAUCUUUUACACUCACUGAUUGCACUAUACCAGAUAAACGUCAGAUCAAAAAAGUACUACCAUAGUUUAUUUUUUUUUCCAUUUCCUUGAUAUGGCAGUAGUGAAUGCAUGUACAGAAGAGAUUGUGUUUAUUUUUGUUUACACGAAAAGAAUCAAAGGCAACUUUGUCAGUUCAAGGCUGAAAUAGCUGAAGCGUUGCGCAAAAUGAACGACUUGAGUGGGAGAAAGAGGGGUAGACCUUCUUCAAGUAUUAAUGUCGAAUAUGUAAAGAAGAAUAACCUAGGACAUGCAUCUAAGCCAAUUCCCCAAAGGGUUGUUCGUCAGGACAAUGUUGGACAUUGGCCAGUUGUAUCUGACAAGAGAGGUAGAUGCAAAAUGCCAAACUGCAAAGGAAGUCCAUCAAUUGUGUGCCAGAAGUGUGGUGUUCAUUUGUGCAUCGCGAGAAAAACAAAUGUUUUCUGGAAUUUCAUAGGGAAUGAGAAGUAUGCAAGUCAAACAUUUUAAAUUCAUGAACAUUUUCAAUUGUAAGAAAAGUAUAUAUGUUUGCAUUCACUCUCCAACAUUUAAUUACCCGGUAUCCUUAAAUGCCUACCGUAACAAAUUUGUAACGUUAAAAAUAUAUAAUGUUUUAACAUGACUUUUUGCAUUUUUAAUCAAAAUUUGGUUAAAGUGACCCCUAAAUAAUACAAAUAUAGCAUUUAGAGUCUUUUUGUUUGUAUUAUGUCAUAAUUCUGUCCAUAGAGGGUUAAAACAUUCCCAUCCAAGCAAUUAACGAAGGUGGAGGAUUACUUUUCAUUCAACUAUCGUACAUAUUACACGCGCACGCACACACACACACACACACACACACACACACACACACACACACACACACACAGGGUGAACAUUAAUAAAACUGAAACUGCAGGGACAGAUUUGUGACUGCAAAUGGAGGAAGAGAGGUCCUAUCAACAUGUGUCCGAAAAGGUAUCAUUUUCAUGGUAAUGAUGAAUGACAUUUCCUCUGACUAUGUGCGAUGCACUCCCCCUGUGUUGCAGGCUGUGUGUUUGACGCAGCAUACUGUAAGCAGUAUAUGGUCAGGUAUUCGUGUCAGGAAGAAGCAGAGAUGAUGAUUGUGUAUGAUCAAACGGAUAGGAAUGAUGGAAAGGUAGACAGAUAUACCAAAACAAGUACUAUCACAGACAGCAAACAACAUUUCAAGCCCUUUUCAGGUGUUUGUGUGAUCACGGGUCCUUUCAGACAGACAAACAUGCAUGGAUGCCGCAGAGUGUGCAUACAUCAGAUUUGUAGGAGCAAGUACUACAAUAUAUUGAGAUGAACUAUAGUACAAGCUCCAUACAAGUGGUCCGCUAUUGAGAGAGAGGCUGGAACAUGCGAAAGAGUGCACCAAUCGAUGAUGCGAUGUGUGAAUAUGUGCAUUGCAUCCCAUGGAGGCAACUUUGAACAUCUGUUGUGAUGUGUUCUGGGAAGAUUUCUUGUCGCUGCAUGCACAUUGUCCAUUUAGUUUUAUUAACAUUCACCCUGUAUACUGAAACAAACUAUUUUAGAAGCAUUCUCGUUAAAUUACUUGAACAGUUGUUACAUGUAAUUGAGUAACGUGCACUGUAGAACAACUAGACAAAAAUUGCUGCCAACUACAUUGUGUCUAACUUGUGCCACUGGCGUUAAAUGCAGCACCAUCAUGUGCAUUGUCAGAGCACUGAAGAUUUGACAUCAGUUGUCUCUACAUAGUCACACUUAGCAACAGAUAGUGAAGGACGACCAACCUGCAUCUCCUGAGGCUAAAGGUGCAGAACUCCAGGCUGAGUACAAGGGUUUCCAAAGGAGGGCAUGGGAAUCUGGAUUGUUCUGUUCUUGAUAUGCAACAAUGGCUUGCAACACACAAAACUGAAGUGAAGAACUCCCAUCUGCACCAGAUGUCCAACAACACUAAACUAUACAAACUAGCCAAAAACCCAGACAAGAAAUCCGGAGUAAACAGGCAAAGCAGCCACGAACAUGACACCCAAAAUACAGAAAGUUUACAUUCAUCAUUUACAUCUUGUCAAGAACUUUUAAACAAACAACUUUCCACUACAGAAACCUCCGAGUCAUACACAAAGAGCUAGGUUUACAUCUGGUUACACAGUUGCAAUUCCAGCGCACCUAACAAACCUUAUGGCACUUAAACAAACCUUACAAUAUACAAAAAAUGAAUAAGGUGGCAAAGAAACCCCCAAAUUGCUGUAACUGGCGCUAAAACAAUUGCCUGGUGCACCAAGUCAUUCACCAAAAGUUCCAAUAAACUUUGCCAACAUCACAACACACCAAUCAGAUUUCAAAACCUGAGAAAACAGUCUGUGUUAGUUACCGGUCUGAAAUAACGUUAACAGCAAUCACAUUGCAUGCCAAACUGCAAGCAAGAAAGAAACCACAUGGACUCACUUUCACCAUUGUGAUAACCAUGGCUGACAGUGAUAUAACAAAUGAAAAAACUGAGGAGGACCUAAAAGUACAGGGAUAUCAAAUCAAAAUUUCGUGCUCAUCAUUUCCAUCAUCAUCCCAAGACCUGUUGAAAAAAUUCAAAUUAUCUACAAUCACCAACAACCAAUUAACAAGGUAGUUACCAUUUUAGAAAGCCCUGUGUACCUCACAUGGCUGAAACAUCUAAAACACUACCUCCUCAACAACUGCAGUGUUGAAGUUGGAACACUUUCCAACAUGCCAUGAAGAACUGCCUUAAUAGACUGAAAUGUGGAAAACAAAGUUGACAACAAUGAAUUUUUUAAUUGUAAAUAUAUUCGAAAAAGAAGCACCAAAAUGCAACAACUGCAACACUGGUAACUUUGAUAGUGAUGAGAAUUUAAAAAAAUUACCAAAAAGGCCUAUCUCAGCCAACAAAACAAUUUUGUCAAUACGCUUAACAUUUUCAAUCAUGGUUUUUGACCCUGAACAUCAAGAAAGCAAUCAAAGGGAAAACGUACUAUGUGCCUUCACUGUAGCCCUUCUCUACAUUGUAUCUGAAAAGAAAGCACUUUUAACGGAAACAACAGAAACAGAUUUUAAAAAGUUCCUAUGACAUCAUUUGUAAAACACGCAAGCCUAGAAGAGGAUCCAUGCCUAUAUUGCUAUGCUGCUAACCUAGCGUGGCAUACUGGGAAACAAGAAUUAGUUUUCACAUUCAAGCCUGAGUAAGAUCUUCCCAUUAUCUGUUUUGUCAACACUUUGUAGGUCUUCAAGGAGUUUCCAAACCCAAAGAGAAAAAGAAGUUACCAUUAUAGUCACAGAAACUCUGCCACAGCAGGUCCCAAGACUGAUUGAGAAAGGAGGAGGGGGAGGAGUAACACUUGUUGAAAUAAACCUUAGUUCACCCGGCUCAGGUGAUAGUACUUGCCACGGAAACGGCAAAGACCUCAACUACAGUGAAGACGGAGAUGAAGAUCGCUGGUAUGGUGGGACUUGCAGAAAAGGCAAUCCUACUUUUAGAGAUAGUAUAAAAGCUACAGAUUAAAAUCCAAAUAUGUGUGUACUCAUCUCGAGCAGUGUUUGGUCAAAAUCUGUACCCUGAAGUGAGGAAUUCAGUUUCAGUUUUAAAUGUCAAUUGGCACCCACCAAUUCCCCAACAGGAAUAUCAAGUAGCUUACACAUGACGGAAAUUUCUCCAAAUUCAACUACCCCAGGAGGAAACCUUAAAAGGAAAGCUUGUGUCGCAGAAAGCAGCACAACCAGGCCGUCUGAUUCUGGGGACCCAGAACAGCAUGCAAAGUGAAGGAGUCAAUGUUCUCAAAGCACUACAUGUAAAUUAAGAACAAAAGAAAAUAUUUAUUUUGCAUCCUAAACAUGAAUUCACUUUGUAAAGUAGGAAAACUAAAAGAACUAAUUAAAGUAUUAGAUGAAUAUCAUAUACAAAUCUUGGCUCGUCAGGAAACUAGAUUCACUGAUUAAGACAUCAUCACAGAAUCAGAGGAACAUAGCAUUCUCAAAGGAAAGAAAGACUGGAAUGCAAUGGGAAAUGCUUUCCACAUCUAGGAACAGGAUUCAAUCUAGACACAACAGUAGUAAAUUUGGUCAUGGAUUUUUAUUCCCUAAAUGAGAGGCUCUCAGUUCUUACUCUGCAAUGUGCAAAUAAGGAUUACAGCUUAAUACACUGACAUGCUCCAAUAAAUGUGGACAAUAAAAGGAAUCCAGAUAAAUUUGAAAGCUGCUGGGAGUCACUGGAACAUGAAAUAUCAAAGGGUCAUAUCUAACAGUGAAUACGUUUACACUGAAUAAGGACAAGACUGUAGUAAUAAAGUUCUUGCUAAAUUUUAAUAAUACUCAUACUCAAUCACUUUCUACAGUUGAAACAUCUGACAAACUUAAGUUUUUAGGCAUAUUGAUUGAUGAACAUCUCACUUGGAAAGAGCAUAUCGGCUCCACCUGUAAAAAGGUUUCUAGUAAUAUUUAAUUACUAAAAUGAGCCAAAAGUGACUAUCAUAGGAUAUGGACUAACAAGAAAGCUACAGACCACACAGUCCAUGUGUAUCUGGGAGAUAAUUCUACAAUAAGUUGCCAAAAAAUAUAAAGCAUCUCCAAGGCAAUCUAUUCAAGGGCAAGUUGAAAAAUUUGUUAAUAGAAAGAUGUUUAUACUCAUUAAAAGAAUUCUAAGCUGCAGUACUGUUAGUUUAUUCUUUUACAUACUGCAGUAUAUUAGUGAUGGUAUUGUUAUAAUUGGCUAAUUGAUGUAUACAAUCAUUAUAGUAUGGAGUGAUAUAUAAUGUGCUAAUAUGUUUAUAACAUUAUUGCAUGGAAUGAUAUACAAUUUGCUACUUGAUGUAUAUAUUCAUUCUUGGAAUGACAUGAUAUUGAUGUAAUUUUACAAAAAAUGAAGAUGUCCAGGACUGUAAAGUUAACAACAAAUAUUGUUAUUAU
Schistocerca gregaria is the source of this 11559-nucleotide messenger RNA. RefSeq lists its product as uncharacterized. The transcript has 5 exons. The record is from RefSeq and is a predicted model, not a curated record. The coding region runs from base 2 to 2152 and encodes 716 amino acids. NCBI's taxonomy places the organism in Eukaryota, Metazoa, Arthropoda, Insecta, Orthoptera, Acrididae.